GUUUGCUUGAGGGCUGAGUCAUGCACGUCGUACUCAAAUAAAGGCGGUGCAAACCAAGGUUGAUAUCCAUUAAUGCCAACACGUUAGGCAGUAGCGUCACAGAGUGACCAUGAUGAAGAUGCCAGCCGGCGUUCGUCGGUUCUUCUCCAACCGCCUGGUGCGCGUCGGUGGACCGUUCGUUGCCAUCCUUGUGACUGGGUCGUUCGCUCUGAAGGAGUUCUCCUCCAUCAGGUACACGUACCGGCGGCAGAGGCCAAUAGAGCCGGCCGAGGCCGAGAAGCUCGGAAUUCGCAUGAAGAGCCGCCAGGAGGUUCGGCUGGACCAGCAGUACCAGGAGGUGCAGCAGGCGGACAUUGACUCGUGGGAGAACAAGCGCGGCCCGCGGCCCUGGGAGGAGUCGGCGGCCAUGGACGAGCUGCGCAGCCGCCAGGCGGCCCGCGAGCAGGCGGCCCGGUGACCGGCCGCUGACCCCGCC
This is a messenger RNA of Pollicipes pollicipes, 475 nucleotides long. RefSeq names its product cytochrome c oxidase assembly protein COX16 homolog l(3)neo43 (gene l(3)neo43). The transcript is spliced from 4 exons. Gene Ontology annotation, biological process: mitochondrial respiratory chain complex IV assembly. Bases 110 to 457 code for a protein of 115 amino acids. Gene Ontology annotation, cellular component: mitochondrial inner membrane. Lineage: Eukaryota; Metazoa; Arthropoda; Thecostraca; Pollicipedomorpha; Pollicipedidae. The record is from RefSeq and is a predicted model, not a curated record.